UAUCAUAACCUUAAUCGAUUUUGAUUGUUUACAAAUUUUCUCAGAGUGAUAAUUUCAAACGCAGAGCUAUAAAUUUUACAUUUAUUACUCUGAAAUUUCAAAUAUUAGUUUCAGUUCAUUACUUUCAUUCUUUUAAGUUCUAAGAGAGUCCUCUUUCAAGCAAUGCUUGAUAGUUGCUCCUCUGAUGUUUUGUAUAAUUUCCUAAUGAACAGAUGAAAAGACCGAUUUGAAAAACGAAAUAGAAUGAAGUUCAAAUCUAAAACAAAAUCAUUCCUACUGCCGGUUUACUUUCACAAAGAGAGGAUAUGGAGCAACUUCACCUUGCUCAUGGCUGGCAUAUUGAGCAUAAUGUUUUUGACCACGAUAGUUUUGUCUUUAAAACUUUUGAACGCUGGCGAGUGUCAAUCAGGGCAAAUUGUUAUUAGAUAUGUUACUAAUAACAUUAAAAAUACACAAAUAUCACCAUCAUCUUCACACCGUUUAGGUAUUAUAGUGCCAUAUAGAGAUAGAUUUGAGGAAUUGUUGGAAUUCAUUCCUCACAUGCAUAAUUUUCUACAAAAACAGCAUAUUUCUUAUGAUAUCUUCGUCUUGAAUCAAGUAGAUAGCUAUAGAUUCAAUAGAGCCUCGUUAAUAAAUGUGGGGUAUCUGCAAAUAAAAUCUAAUUAUGAUUAUUUCGCAAUGCACGAUGUUGAUCUUUUACCACUCAAUGAAAAUUUGAGCUAUGAUUAUCCAGAACAACCAUAUCACCUGGCAGCUCCAAACUUGCAUCCAAGAUAUCAUUAUGCAAAAUUUAUUGGAGGAAUUUUUCUAAUCAAUAGAGAACAGUUUGAAUUAGUGAAUGGUUUGUCCAAUCAAUACUGGGGUUGGGGUUUGGAAGACGAUGAAUUUUACGUUAGACUGAAAGAAGCCAAUUUGAAAAUCACAAGACCUGAGAAUAUUACAACAGGAAUAAAUAAUACUUUCAGACAUAUCCAUGGUAAAGACAGAAAGAGAGAUACUAUAAAAUGUUACAAUCAGCGAGAAGUUACCAAAAAAAGGGAUAGAAAAAGCGGUUUACACAAUGUGAAUUACGAAAUAAUCAGUUGGAAGAACCUGACCAUAGAUAAAGUGCCAUUUACACUUAUAAAUGUAAAAUUACAUUGCGACCUCAAAGUUACACCUUGGUGUAAUUGUACAUCGAAGCCGAGCACUGAUAGUAAAACUAAACAAUCGGAUAAAGUUGUACUGUAAAGAGAAUAAUAACAUAUCAGUAUUUAGCGACCAUCUUGACAUUAUUGGGACAGUUUACCAGUAGGUAUGUCUUUUUAGAGGUGAACAAAUGGAUUUGAAAAAUCGAAUCCACAAUAUUUUGUAUAACUUGAAAAAGAUACAAAAUAAAUAGAAAACUCGGGUUUAUUUAUGUCUCAUUUAACUCAAACCAUUAACUUCAUGUUAGACUUUUUAAUUUCAUGAAAGAAUAAGUUUUUAGCCCUAUUUAGGGCUUCAUUCACUAGAAUAAGCUUUUGUGAUACUAAUUUAAGAAUUGUGACUGAGAUUCAUCUCAAAUAUUUCGAGAUGUUACAUAUUGUCGAUUGUGUCCAAAAAACAUGUUCUCUAAAGCUAUUUAUUAUUAUCGGACAAUUCUGACUAACCAAAACCAAACAUUUUGAAGAUUCCGUUAUUGAAAUCGAAUUAAUUAAAAAAUUGUAUAUUA
Molecule: messenger RNA, 1693 nt
Organism: Harmonia axyridis
Lineage: Eukaryota; Metazoa; Arthropoda; Insecta; Coleoptera; Coccinellidae
Product: xylosylprotein 4-beta-galactosyltransferase
Exons: 4
Coding region: 244-1230 (328 amino acids)
Biological process (GO): carbohydrate metabolic process; proteoglycan biosynthetic process
Molecular function (GO): xylosylprotein 4-beta-galactosyltransferase activity
Source: RefSeq, a predicted model, not a curated record